This is a messenger RNA of Pseudovirgaria hyperparasitica, 1240 nucleotides long. RefSeq names its product enoyl-CoA hydratase/isomeras-like protein. NCBI's taxonomy places the organism in Eukaryota, Fungi, Ascomycota, Dothideomycetes, Acrospermales, Acrospermaceae. The coding region runs from base 102 to 1052 and encodes 316 amino acids. The transcript has 3 exons. The record is from RefSeq and is a predicted model, not a curated record.
CGUCCUCAAAUUCAAAUUGAUAUACAAUUACCUUCCAAUUCCCCUCCGAACCAGACCCUCCCCUCCGUACGAACAUAUCUACACUCUACCCACCCCUCAAUAUGCCCGACAUCCGCGCGCACCCCUCCAUCGCCCUCCCGGACUCCUAUGCCUCGCUGCCAUUCACACAGAUCAAACUCUCCCACCACCCCGCGUCCUCGACCGAAGUAACCCCAAUCAUCAUACUCACCUUAUACCGCCCGAAAAACUACAAUGCAUUCACUCCUAUCAUGCGCGACGAGAUCGUCCAGGCCUAUAAAUACUUUGACGCCGACCAGCGCGUAAAGUGCAUCGUAUUCACAGGCCACGGCCGCAUGUUCUGCGCAGGCGCGGAUCUGGACGCUGGCUUUAGUAAGACGGGCAGGGCUGCAGAUCACCGGGAUGGAGGCGGCCAAACCGCGCUCGCCAUCCACCACUGCCAGAAGCCCACCAUUGGCGCCAUGCAAGGCCCCGCUGUCGGCGUCGGCGUCACCAUGACACUGCCCAUGUCCAUCCGUGUGGCGCUGAAAUCAGCGAAAAUGGGGCUUGUAUUUGCGCGCCGUGGAAUCGUCAUGGAGGCUGCAAGCUCGUUUUUCUUGCCUCGCCUAAUUGGGUAUUCGCGCGCGCUGCACCUUGUUACCACGGGUGGGGUGUAUCGUGCGGACGAUAAACUGUUUGAUGGGCUGUUUACAGAGCUGUGUGAUACGCCGGAGGAGGUACUGCAGAAGGCAUUAGGGAUUGCUGAGGAGGUGGCGAGGAACACGAGUAGUGUGAGUACGUAUCUGCAGAGGGAGAUGAUGUGGAGGGAUAUGGGGAGUGCCGAGGGACAGCAUUUGUUGGAUUCAAGGAUUCUAUAUGAUUUGUUCGGGAGCGAGGAUAAUGAUGAAGGUGUCAAGUCCUUCAUGGAGAAGAGGCAGGCGAAGUAUCAGGGUACGAUGGAGAGUAAUGCACCUCAGGUGUAUCCGUGGUGGUCUCCAAUCGAUGUGUUCUCGAAGGCAAAGGCGACCAAACAGCUCGGCAAAGCAAAGCUAUAAGAACAGGCGUGCAACUUUCAGAUGUCAUGUAGUUUCAAAGUUCACACAAGACUCAGUCAGCGGCACAUAAGCAUGCUCAAUACAACUUUGAGUUAUGGGGCUUUUCAUUCGUGUCUAGUUACUCCAUGUUCAAUAUAGAAGUACUGGCAACAGCCCCAAUAUGCCACAAAUGCCUUGCACCACUUUUC